This is a messenger RNA of Lutzomyia longipalpis, 3534 nucleotides long. It is a transcript of the gene RpIII128, whose product is annotated as DNA-directed RNA polymerase III subunit RPC2. Gene Ontology annotation, molecular function: DNA-directed RNA polymerase activity; ribonucleoside binding; DNA binding. The record is from RefSeq and is a predicted model, not a curated record. Bases 113 to 3511 code for a protein of 1132 amino acids. Gene Ontology annotation, biological process: DNA-templated transcription. The transcript has 7 exons. Gene Ontology annotation, cellular component: RNA polymerase III complex. NCBI's taxonomy places the organism in Eukaryota, Metazoa, Arthropoda, Insecta, Diptera, Psychodidae.
UCGAACAUCUUCACGUGUGUUUGUGUUUACGUUAUUCAAUGGAUUCAAUGCUCGCAAAGAAUCUUUUUUUCUUGUGUUUUACGUGAAAAUCCACGGAAAAUUCAUUGCAGUCAUGGCCUACAGAACGGAAUCACCUGAUAAAGAAAAAAAGUACUCCCUAAAUAAUCCGAUUAAACCACUGCAGGAUAAGUGGCUGCUGGUGCCUUCCUUCCUGGAGAUCAAGGGUUUGGUGAAGCAGCACAUCGACAGCUUCAACUACUUUAUCAAUGUGGACAUUAAGAAAAUUGUUCAGGCGAAUGAUAAGGUCAUCAGCGAUGCUGACCCUAUGUUUUACCUGAAAUAUCUCAAUAUCUACGUUGGUAAACCAGACGUUGACGAUGGGUUCAACAUCACGAAGGAGACGACACCUCAUGAGUGCCGUUUACGGGAUAUGACCUACUCAGCUCCCAUUACUGUGGACAUUGAGUACACAAGAGGCAGUCAGAGGGUCGUUCGAAAUAAACUCCUCAUUGGAAGGAUGCCAAUAAUGCUGCGAUCUUCAAAUUGCGUCCUAAGUGGAAAGAGUGAAUUUGAAUUAUCCAAAAUGAAUGAAUGCCCACAUGAUCCGGGUGGCUAUUUUGUAGUUCGUGGCCAGGAGAAGGUCAUUCUGAUUCAGGAGCAACUUUCUUGGAACAAAAUGAUCACCGAAGACUACAAUGGCGUGCUUCAGUGUCAAGUAACCAGCUCGACUCACGAGAAAAAGUCUCGAACGAUUGUCUUGGCAAAACAGGGAAAAUACUACUUGAAGCACAAUUCAAUGACUGAGGAUAUUCCAAUUGUGAUAAUCUUUCGGGCUUUGGGAUUAAUUUCUGAUCAAGAAAUUGUGCAGUUGAUUGGAAGUCAGCAGAGUACACAGAAGAGAUUUGCAGCAUCUCUCUAUGAAGUCGUGAAGCUCAAUGUUAUAACGCAGAAACAGGCUUUGGAGUACAUGGGAGGGAAGCUGGUGGUUAAAAGAUUUCAGACAACCAAAGUUAAAACACCCGCAGAGGAAGCUCGUGAACUCCUGGCGACAACAAUCUUGGCACAUGUGCCUGUGGAGAAUUUCAAUUUCUACAUGAAGGCUCUCUACGUGUCCGUAAUGGUACGUCGUGUUAUGGAAGCUGAGCUCAACAAGGCCUCAAUGGAUGAUCGUGAUUACUACGGCAAUAAGCGUCUGGAGUUGGCGGGAUCUCUUCUGUCGUUGAUGUUUGAGGACCUCUUUAAGCGUUUCAACUGGGAACUGAAGAUGAUUGCAGACAAGAACAUCCCAAAGAUAAAAGCAGCUCAAUUUGAUGUUGUGAAGCACAUGAGGGCGGCUCAGAUAACAGCUGGAUUGGAAUCCGCAAUUUCUUCGGGAAAUUGGACAAUCAAGAGAUUCAAAAUGGAGAGAGCUGGAGUUACGCAGGUACUCUCACGACUCAGCUACAUUUCUGCUUUGGGAAUGAUGACGCGUGUUAAUUCGCAAUUUGAGAAGACACGCAAGGUGUCAGGACCACGAUCACUGCAGCCAAGUCAGUGGGGGAAAUUGUGCCCUUGUGACACUCCCGAAGGAGAAGCAUGUGGCUUGGUGAAAAAUCUCGCUCUGAUGACCCACAUUACGACUGAAGUGGACGAAGAACCGAUUAUAAGAUUUGCCUUUAACACAGGCGUGGAGGAUAUUCGUCUUCUCUCCGGCAAUGCCAUUAAUCAUCCGAAAACUUUUAUGGUCUUCAUUAACGGGAACAUUUUGGGUGCCACAAAUCGACCAGAACGAAUUGUAAGGAUUUUCCGGAUGGUACGGCGUCGUGGUUUGAUUGGAGCCUUCGUGUCCGUCCACACAUCAUACACACAGCGUUGCGUCUAUAUUCACACGGAUGGCGGACGUCUCUGUCGUCCCUAUAUAAUUGUUGAGAAUGGAAAACCCCUAAUGACGCAGGAGCACAUCAAUGACAUCCGGAAACGUGUGAGGAAGUUCGCUGAUCUCAUUCAUGAGGGCUUAGUUGAGUAUCUGGAUGUCAAUGAGGAGAAUGAUUCGUACAUUGCGUGCAAUGAGUCUGAGAUCACGGAGAAGACAACUCAUUUGGAAAUUGAACCAUUUACACUUCUUGGGGUUUGUGCUGGACUCAUCCCAUAUCCCCAUCACAAUCAGAGUCCCCGGAAUACCUAUCAAUGUGCUAUGGGGAAACAAGCAAUGGGCACAAUUGGCUACAAUCAGAAGAAUCGUAUUGAUACACUCAUGUACAACGUUGUGUAUCCGCAGAUUCCGCUCGUGAAGACAAAAACAAUUGAAUUGACGAAUUUUGAUAAACUCCCAGCAGGACAGAAUGCCACAGUUGCCGUUAUGAGCUAUUCCGGAUACGACAUUGAGGAUGCUCUCAUUCUAAAUAAGGCUUCAAUUGAUCGUGGCUACGGAAGGUGUUUGGUGUAUAAGAAUGCUAAAUGUACGGUGAAGAGGUACACGAAUCAGACGUAUGACCGUAUAAUGGGGCCUGUGAAGGACUCAAUCACCAAUAAGACAAUCUAUCGGCACGAAACUCUCGAUUCCGAUGGGAUUGUCUCUCCUGGCGAAGUGAUUCACAACAAGCAGGUGAUGAUUAAUAAGGAAAUGCCCGCUGUUGCAUCUAUAAAUCCGCUGGAGCAGAAAGAUAGUGGGCAACAGCCGGUCACCUAUUCACCAGCUCCGAUAACGUACAAGGGCCCGGAGCCGAGUUGUAUUGAAAAGGUGAUGGUAUCGGCAAAUGCAGAAGAGGAUUUUCUCAUUAAAGUCCUCUUGAGGCAGACAAGACGACCCGAAAUUGGGGAUAAAUUCAGCUCACGUCACGGACAGAAAGGCGUCACAGGAUUGAUUGUUCAGCAGGAGGAUAUGCCUUUCAAUGAUUACGGCAUAACACCGGAUAUGAUUAUGAAUCCCCACGGGUUUCCCUCUCGUAUGACGGUCGGGAAGUUGCUUGAGUUGCUGGGGAGCAAAGCAGCCGUUCUUGAGGGGAAGUUUCACUAUGGGACAGCCUUUGGUGGAUCCAAAUGUCAAGAUCUGCAAGAUGAAUUGUUUAAGAAUGGAUUCAACUACCUUGGCAAGGAUAUCUUCUAUUCUGGCACCACGGGGGAGAUGAUGACUGGAUACAUCUAUUCAGGACCGGUGUACUACCAGAAGUUGAAGCAUAUGGUACAGGAUAAGAUGCACGCACGUGCAAGGGGACCCCGUGCCGUCCUUACGCGUCAACCAACACAGGGAAGAAGCCGCGAAGGGGGUCUUCGAUUGGGAGAAAUGGAAAGAGAUUGUCUCAUUUCCUACGGAGCUAGUAUGCUUAUCAUGGAGAGGCUAAUGAUAUCAUCAGAUGCCUUUGAUGUGGAUGUUUGCAACCUCUGCGGUCGUCUUGCCUACUCCUCAUGGUGUCACAGCUGCAAAUCUUCGGCUAGUGUCUCCAAGAUCUCCAUGCCGUAUGCUUGCAAACUUCUCUUCCAAGAACUAACGAGUAUGAAUGUAGUUCCGCGUCUGGAACUAUCUAACUACUAAUAAAAAGUUCUUUUUCAACAAAA